This is a messenger RNA of Cuscuta europaea, 841 nucleotides long. NCBI's taxonomy places the organism in Eukaryota, Viridiplantae, Streptophyta, Magnoliopsida, Solanales, Convolvulaceae. The record is from the annotation of a GenBank genome assembly.
AUUGCGCUUUGUUGUUAGCCACCGACAGUGUAGUCAUGACAGCGGAAUAGCUCACCAUUUGUUUAUUGCGAGGUGUCCCAGUGAAAAUGAUGAACGUCAGAGGCCUUGCAGACCUGAAGAAGAAAAAACCCUCCAAGGGCCCGAGGGGGACGGACGCUGAUGUCCCAAAACCCGCCGGUGACUUCUUCAAAAAACCGGAGGGGCCGUCGGUGGGCCCAAGUGCUGAUGCUGCCGUUGCUGCCAAAAGGAAGGGCUCGGGCAGAGAUCCCGAGGGCAAGAAGCCCAAGACUGGGGAUGCCGGGAAGAAAGUCCCCCCGGUGAUCAUUGUUGAUGAAGGCCCUGCCUCCGGGGCGAAUGAGGACAUGCAGGUGGCGAAAGUGCCGCCGGGAGUUCAGGGGCCAUCUUCCGAGGUCCUCAUGGUUUCCCUCCCGGCUGGUACGGCCGUGAUGAACGGUACGGCCGACCUGAGGGCGCUUCUGAGAGGCAUCACCCUCGAGAUUGACAGAGUAGCCCUCGGGGCUGAUGAAGACGAAGCCCUCGAGGACAGGAUCCUUCGGUCUUCCCUCACAACCUGCAUUGCCCUCGGGGAGCAAGCCCGGCGGCUAGAGGAGUGGCGCCUUCGCAAGGCCGAGCAGGAGGCCAAGAUGCGGGAGCUCAUCCGCCAGAAUGCUGACGCUGUUCGGCAGAUGGCUGUGCUGGAGGAGAGCCUUCGGCAGAUGACCCUGCGGGCGGAGGCCGCAGAUCGGGGCAGGGCAGAGGCUGAGAGGUCCGCAGCUGAGGCCUUGGAGGGAGCUGUCAAGGAGGCUGAGGCCGUGAAGGUGGAAGCCGUCGAGAGAGCCCG